ACUGUUCAGGACCGGAGAGGAAGACGAGCUAAAGAAUACAGAAAGAGAUACAAAGAAAGAGAGAAAGAAGAGAUCAGGAAAAAGAGGAGCACAACAAACCCACAGCUGUCAUGGAGAAGUCUGAUCACAGUGUCAAUGCAGAGGCCGACUGGGGCAGAGUCCUGCGCUACAACAACAUGGUUCUGAACGGCCAAAAUGAAUUUCCCUGUUCUCUGGAACCUUCUGAUGACCAAUAUGAGACCGAGAGCCCACCACCCUGUACAGAGUGGAGUACCCCCUCUGUGACUAAAGAGGACGCUCUGGAGGCCCUGAGGAAGUACGUGUCGGAGCACAGCCUGGACCCGAAACCAGCGAAUGAGGCGCAGGUCACCAACAUGGAGAUGCUUCUGUCCUACAGGUAUCGCCUGGAGACGUUCACUGAGAAACGCUUCACUUGCUGGAAAACUGCUCCCUACAUGGGAGAGGAGCUCGAUGCAUCCGGGACCCCUCCUCCGCCCUGGGACAUCCCUGUGGAAGAGCCGACUCUGUUCCGGACCUCCUCCAAAGACAUACCCCUUCCCUUUACUUCACUCAUCAAGGACUGUGCGAGGUGCGUGGGCACAGGACGCGUCUGCUGCUCUCAAUGUGAUGGUGGAAGAGAAGAGUGUUAUAAUUGUCAUGGUCGUGGAUACAACUUCAACUACUACUCUACGUACAACCUGAGAGAGCACUGCUAUAUCUGCAGUGGAGUGGGACAUACCCGUUGUUCUUUUUGCAAGGGGAUGGGGAACAGCAUUUGCACCGUGUGUCUGCAGCACAAGAAGACGACUGUGUCCAUCUGCCUCCGGGUCAAAUGGACCAACCACCAGAAGCAGGUUUUGUGUGGAGAGAAAGAGCCAAAUCACCUGUACCAGCUCCCCGGACGCACGCUGAUGACGCACACCGCGGCCAGGGUGAGCCCUGUAACAGAUUUCCCGGACCCCGCCGUCGUCAAGGCUGCUCAGAGGAUGGUCGAAAAACACGCUCGGGAAUAUACAAAAGACAUCCGGAUCCUACAACAGCGUCAGAGCAUCGAGCUGGUGUCUCUGUGUCGAGUAUCGUACGCCUGGAGAGGACAGAGCUACCAGUUUUACGUCAGCGGGAAGGACGGGGACACGUUUGUGGACGACUACCCAGAAUCCACCUGUGUCUGCUGCAGCGUCAUGUGAUCAUUACAUCAGGAUUACCUCAGCGGGGAGGACACCCAUAGACUCUAUAUAUAAAUGGACACAGCUAAUAGGCGAUCCGCUGAUUUCCACAUAAGAAGUGAACAUUCACUUUUCUAUUGAAAAACAUCUUAAAAUGUUCAUAUUAACCUGCUCUACAUGAUCUUGGGGUUUUUAUCUCACAAUCGUGUCUGUAAAUCAAAAUAUGAACAUUAAUAACAGACAAAUCAGGCGCCUUCUUUCCCCGAGGUCACUCCCACUAAAAUUAGCAGCAGGUUUGAUUGCUAAGCGCCCGCUCCCUGUUAAACCAGCGGUGCAUUAUCUUCAACAGUCUCACUCUUGACUCUUUGGUUGCUAUGAUGUUCGUGGUCGGAAUUCCAAAUAUGGAGCUCCAAAUUCGCCGCUAUAACUGCUCCAGCCUUGAUGAGCUUCAUUUGGAGCUGAACGCUGUGACGUUACACUCAGUCACUUCUUUAUGCAGUCUGUGGGAGGAUCGUACACCUGGAGAGGACAGAUGUACAUCAGCGGGGAGGACAGGGGUGCGUUUGAGCCAU
Molecule: messenger RNA, 1738 nt
Organism: Periophthalmus magnuspinnatus
Lineage: Eukaryota; Metazoa; Chordata; Actinopteri; Gobiiformes; Gobiidae
Product: protein SSUH2 homolog
Exons: 12
Coding region: 111-1187 (358 amino acids)
Source: RefSeq, a predicted model, not a curated record